CCCGACGACGUGCCGGCUCCUUGCCGCGUCCGUGGGUUGGACGGGGCGAGCAUCCUUCAGAUCGCUGUCGGGCUCUUCCACACGCUGUUCCUGGUGGAGGAGGAGGGGACAGGGAGGGGGAUGCUCUUCUCUGCUGGAGCCAACGAGGUCGGGCAGCUGGGCAGGGGAGGCACGGACUUAAGGAUGAGCGAUCGGUCGCCCUGCUUGGUGCCAGCGCUCAGCGGAGAGAACGUGCUGUGCGUCGCCGCGGGAUGGGACUUCUCGCUCGCGAUCCUGGAGGGAGGGAAGGUGGUGGGAUGGGGAUGGGACAGAAAGGGGCAGCUGGGGAUGGGGAUACAGGUGGUGGAAGGGGCGGGCGGGUGUAAAGAGGGUUAUGAUAUGUUCUGCGAACCUCGAGUGAUCGAGCUGCCAGAGGAGCAAGGAGGCGCGGCGAGAGCGACAGUGGUGGCGUGCGGGUCGCUGCAUUGCAUGAUUGCGACGGAAGGAGGGAGACUGUACGCGUGUGGGAGCAACAGCAACGGGCAGUUGGGGCUAGGGGACAAGGAGGACAGGAGGAGGAUGACGAGGGUCAGCUUCUUUGACGGCUGCGAGAUCAGAAAAAUCGCAUGCGGGGACGAACACACUCUCGUCCUGCUCACCAACGGGACCCUGUUCGGGUUCGGCAAGAACCAGCUGGGGCAGCUGGGG
Molecule: messenger RNA, 687 nt
Organism: Guillardia theta CCMP2712
Lineage: Eukaryota; Cryptophyceae; Pyrenomonadales; Geminigeraceae
Exons: 1
Source: RefSeq, a predicted model, not a curated record